Messenger RNA from Neoarthrinium moseri, 1083 nucleotides. RefSeq lists its product as uncharacterized. The record is from RefSeq and is a predicted model, not a curated record. Gene Ontology annotation, molecular function: dioxygenase activity. Bases 1 to 1083 code for a protein of 360 amino acids. NCBI's taxonomy places the organism in Eukaryota, Fungi, Ascomycota, Sordariomycetes, Amphisphaeriales, Apiosporaceae. The transcript has 2 exons.
AUGGGUUCCUUAGGUGACCAUCACCAUAAGGCUUUCGAUAAAUCUAGCGACGUCCCAGCCGAUAUGCCAAUCAUCAACUAUGCAAAGCUGCUGGAUAGUAGCCGUGGCAAGCGGAAGGAUGAGUUUGAAAAGUUGGAUAAGAGUUUAAGGACGUAUGGGUUCUUCUAUCUCUCAGAUCACAGCAUCUCCCAGGAUCUUGUGGACGAAGCCUUCAGAUGGUCGAAGCGAUUUUUUGAUCUCCCAGUCGAGAUCAAGGAGAAAGUGGCGCACCCUGCUAGUGGAGCCAUUGAAGAUCACCGCGGCUGGGCCCAGGACGGGCUUGGACACGUCAGUCAGCUAGUCUUCGACGCAGAUCAGGUGAAACAAUUGCGUGUCACCUCUCCAGAGUGCAAGGAGACUCUCGAGAUGGGGAACCCGCACCCUAAUAGUUUCAGCCCACCCAACCGUACCCUACCAGACGAUGACCUCCCCGGGUUCAACAGUUUUGUAGAACAGUGGUGGGACGAGUGCACCCGCCUUGAGCGAUCACUUCUACACAUCCUUGGGCAGGUUCUUCAGCUGGAAGAUGACACUCUGCUCUGCCAGCUCCAGUCCAAGGAUGUCUGUCACAUCAGCUGGGCGUUCUAUCCCUCUAUGCCGAUUGCGCCGCUGACAAACAAUAUGCAGAGGCGCUUGAAUGCUCACACCGACUUUGGUAGCCUUACUCUGCUCUUUCAAGAUAUGGUGGGUGGCCUGGAGGUACAUGAUGGUAAUGAUUUCAAGCCCGUUGUCCCAAAACGAGGAACAGUCGUCUGUAAUGUCGGCGACAUGCUCGAAAGGCAAACGAAUGGUCGGUGGAAGAGCGCCCUGCACCAGGUUGCGGCUCCUAAGGAGGUCAUGAUACAGAAGAGCUUCGAGCCGAAUAAAUCCGUGGUUGAUAGAUAUUCUAUCAUCUAUUUUGGGCUUGCAGAUCCGGAAGCUAUGAUAGAAAGUUUUCCGGGCUGCGAGGAGUCUGGAAAGUGGAAGCCUACCAUGGUCGGAGAUUGGGACGAGAGAAUGACUUCGGCUCAGUGGCUCCAGAAGCGGCUAGCAUUAGAGUAUUGA